AUUAUUCUGAAUUGUAAAAGUGUUUGAACUUUUUUUCACUGUGCAAAUUCUACUGCGAAUUUUUUUUCAAUUUUGUGUAUUUUACUUCGUGUGUUUAUCGUCAUUUACUCAACAACAACAACAACAACAUCGUUCGAAAAUGCCGGAAGAAAAUCAACAACAACAACAAGAAAUUGAAACCUUCGCCUUUCAGGCUGAAAUUGCUCAAUUAAUGAGCCUAAUUAUCAAUACAUUCUAUUCGAAUAAAGAAAUAUUUCUUCGUGAAUUGAUAUCAAAUUCAUCUGAUGCAUUGGAUAAAAUUCGUUAUGAAUCAUUAAUUGAUCCAUCGAAAAUUGCAAAUUGUAAAGAUUUUUAUAUUAAAAUUAUACCGAAUAAAGAUGAACGAACAUUGACUAUUAUUGAUACGGGUAUUGGUAUGACAAAAGCUGAUUUAAUCAAUAAUCUUGGUACGAUUGCUAAAUCCGGUACAAAAGCUUUUAUGGAAGCUCUUCAAGCUGGUGCCGAUAUUUCAAUGAUUGGUCAAUUUGGUGUUGGUUUUUAUUCAGCUUAUUUAGUUGCCGAUAAAGUUACUGUACAUUCAAAACAUAAUGAUGAUGAACAAUGGGUAUGGGAAUCAUCAGCUGGUGGUUCAUUUACAAUUUGUCCUGAUCAUAGUGAACCAUUGGGUCGUGGAACAAAAAUUGUCCUAUAUAUGAAAGAAGAUCAAAUUGAAUAUUGCGAAGAACGUCGGAUUAAAGAAAUUGUUAAAAAACAUUCACAAUUUAUUGGCUAUCCAAUAAAAUUGGUUGUUAAUAAAGAACGUGAAAAAGAAAUAUCCGAUGAUGAAGAUGAUGAAGAAAUGAAAGAUGCUGAAAAAGAAGAGAAAAAAGAUGAAUCGAAAAAAGAUGAUGAUACUGGUGAUGAACCAAAAAUUGAAGAUGUAACCGAUGAUAAAGAUGAUCAAGAAAAACAGAAAAAGAAAAAGAAAAAAAUCAAAGAAAAAUAUACCGAUGAAGAAGAAUUGAAUAAAACAAAACCAAUUUGGAUGCGUAAUCCGGAAGAAAUUACUCAAGAAGAAUAUGCUGAAUUUUAUAAAAGUUUAACAAAUGAUUGGGAUGAUCAUUUGGCUGUAAAACAUUUUUCCGUUGAAGGACAAUUAGAAUUUCGUGCCCUAUUGUUUGUACCGAAACGUGCACCAUUUGAUUUGUUUGAAAAUAAAAAACAAAAAAAUAAUAUUAAACUUUAUGUCAGACGUGUAUUUAUAAUGGAAAAUUGUGAAGAAUUAAUACCGGAAUAUUUGAAUUUUAUGAAAGGUGUUGUCGAUAGUGAAGAUUUACCAUUGAAUAUUUCACGUGAAAUGUUACAACAGAAUAAAAUUCUUAAAGUAAUUCGGAAAAAUUUGGUAAAAAAAUGCCUCGAAUUAUUUGAAGAAUUAGCCGAAGAUAAAGAAACAUAUAAAAAAUUUUAUGAACAAUUUUCCAAAAAUCUUAAACUUGGCAUACAUGAAGAUCAUACUAAUCGUAAAAAAUUGGCCGAUUUAUUACGUUUUCAUACAUCAUCAUCAGGUGAUGAUAUGUGUUCGUUGAAAGAUUAUGUAACCCGAAUGAAGGAAAAUCAAAAACAUAUUUAUUUUAUUACUGGUGAAUCACGAGAAAUUGUUGCCAAUUCAGCAUUUGUUGAACGUGUACGUAAACGUGGUUAUGAAGUUAUCUAUAUGGUUGAACCAAUUGAUGAAUAUUGUGUACAACAAUUAAAAGAAUAUGAUGGUAAACAAUUGAUAUCGGUUACGAAAGAAGGUUUAGAAUUACCCGAAGAUGAAGAUGAAAAGAAACGUUUUGAAGAAGCAAAGAAAAAAUUUGAAGAUCUUUGUAAAAUAAUGAAAGAUAUUUUGGAUAAAAAAGUUGAAAAAGUAUUAGUUUCAAAUCGUUUAGUUAGUUCACCAUGUUGUAUUGUUACAAGUCAAUACGGAUGGAGUGCUAAUAUGGAACGUAUUAUGAAAGCACAAGCAUUACGUGAUUCAUCAACAAUGGGCUAUAUGGCUGCUAAAAAGAAUCUGGAAAUUAAUCCUGAUCAUCCGGUUAUUGAAACAUUACGACAAAAAGCUGAUGCAGAUAAAAAUGAUAAAUCAGUUAAAGAUUUAGUCAUUCUUUUGUAUGAAACAUCAUUAUUAUGUUCGGGUUUCAGUUUAGAAGAUCCACAAACACAUGCAUCAAGAAUUUAUCGUAUGAUUAAACUUGGUUUAGGUAUCGAUGAUGAUGAUGAAAUGUCUAUCGAUUCUAUUGAUCAAGCUACAACUAACGUUGAUGAUAAAAAUAUUGUACCGGAUGAUAAUGCAACUGCUGCUGCUGAUACUUCACGAAUGGAAGAAGUUGAUUAAAUUCUUUGAUUUUCAUCAUCAUCAUCAUCAAAAUAUGGUCUAUCCAAAGAAACAAACAACAUUGAUCUUCAUCAUUAUCAUUUAGAAGUGAGAAUUUUAGAUAGCCAUCGUCUUACACUA
This is a messenger RNA of Dermatophagoides pteronyssinus (European house dust mite), 2476 nucleotides long. RefSeq names its product heat shock protein 83-like. Gene Ontology annotation, molecular function: ATP hydrolysis activity; ATP binding; ATP-dependent protein folding chaperone. Gene Ontology annotation, biological process: protein folding. The record is from RefSeq and is a predicted model, not a curated record. NCBI's taxonomy places the organism in Eukaryota, Metazoa, Arthropoda, Arachnida, Sarcoptiformes, Pyroglyphidae.